This is a messenger RNA of Corylus avellana, 2970 nucleotides long. The record is from RefSeq and is a predicted model, not a curated record. Lineage: Eukaryota; Viridiplantae; Streptophyta; Magnoliopsida; Fagales; Betulaceae.
AUGGCCCAAAUUGGAGUUAUUCAAGCCUCUCCUCACUCCUCUAGUAGUGCUGCCAGAGAAGUGGUUCUUCAGAAGGCUCUCCAAGAGCAACUCCUGCGUGAGGAAAUUUUGUGGAAACAAAAAUCAAGGGAGUUAUGGCUUUCUUGUACAGACCUUAAUACAAAAUUUUUCCAUGCCUCUAAUGCUUGCCGUCGUAGGUACAACUCCAUCUCUUGUCUUAUUGAUAAUGGGGUCAGUGUUAUGGGUAGGGAGAAUAUUGGUUCUUUGCUGGUGGAUCAUUUUCAUUCUCGUUUUACUACUUCUCACCCUUCUUUUGAUGAUGAUUUUGCUGGUUUGGUGGAUAAAGUGAUAACUGAUGAUGAUAAUAUGCUUUUAUGUGUAAUUCCUACUGAAGAGGAGAUUUUUACGGCUAUCACUGAUCUUGGUCUUAAUAAAGCUCCUGGCCCUGAUGGCAUGACAGGGCUUUUUUAUAAAACUUACUGGCCUAUUGUGAAGCUUAGUGUUAUUGCCUCAGUGCAAUCUUUUUUUAGAGGAGGUUUUUUGCUAAAAGAGUUCAACCAUACUAAUAUUGCUCUCAUCCCCAAGGUGGAUAAUCCUUCAAGGGUGAAUCAAUUUAGGCCUAUUAGUCUUACCAAUUUCAACUAUAAGAUUAUUUCAAAAAUCUUGGCUAAUAGGCUUAAACCUCUUCUUCAUAAAAUUGUCUCUCCCAUGCAGUCUGCUUUUUUGAAAGGGAGAUCUAUCCAUGAUAAUUCUAUUUUAGCGCAUGAAGUUUUCCAUUCUAUGAGACAGAAAAGAGGAAAUGGAGGUCUUAUGGCUUUGAAAUUGGAUAUGGAAAAGGCCUUUGACUCUAUGGAAUGGAGCUUUAUUUUGAAAAUUAUGGAGCUUCUUGGCUUCCAGCCCACUUGGAUUAACUGGAUUAGCCAAUGUAUUACCACCUCCUCCUUCUCCAUUCUUCUUGAUGGUGCUCCUUUUGGAAAAUUUUUUCCUUCAAGAGAUGAUGUUAUGAUUUUCUCCAAGGCUAAUUUGGCUGAAGCUAAUGUUAUUCUCAAGUGCAUUUCUUUGUACUCUCUUUGGUCUGGACAAUGUAUUAAUCAAGCCAAGUCUGCUAUAUUCUUUAGUAAGAAUUGUAAGCCUGCAGUCAAGGCUUCGGUUAAUGGUGUUCUAAAGCUGGCUCCUAUUCCUGCUCGUGCCAAGUAUUUGGGGAUUCCUUUAUUUAUUUCUCGGAAUAAGAAGGACUCUUUCUCUGAGCUCAAAGAUAGGAUUUUUGCCAAGGUGACGGGUUGGAAAGCUAGGCUUCUUUCUCAGGCUGCAAGAACCACUCUUUUGAAAUCAGUGCUAAAUGCCAUCCCUACAUACUUUAUGUCUCUCUUCCUUAUUCCUAAGUCUCUUUGCUCUGAGAUAGAUUCGGUUUUGAGAAAAUUUUGGUGGGGUUUCCCUCAAGACAAAAGGCACAAUCUCUCUUUUCUUUCUUGGGAUAGCAUCUGCCAGCCUAAGAGCUUGGGUGGGCUAGGUAUUAGCUCAAUGAAAUUUCUUAAUAGCUCCUUGUUGGCUCGGCUUGGUUGGAAGUUGACCUCAAAUGAACCUCUUCUUUGGGUUGAUGCCCUUAAGGGGAAGUAUUUGCAGCAAGGUUUUUCUUUUUUGGAGGCCCCUUAUAAUCCUGUCUCUUCUUGGCUUUGGAAAGGGUUGAUAAAAAAUAGGAAGGUGGUGGAGAAGGGCGCUUGUUGGUCUAUUUCUUCUGGUGUGAAUAUUCCUAUUUGGAGUUCUCCUUGGAUUCCCUCCCAACCUAAUUUUAAUCCCAGGCCGAAUGCUCUUCUUACGGAGCUUCCAGAUUUUUUUGUGGCUGAUCUUAUGCUCCCGGGUGAGCGUUCUUGGAACGUGGAUCUUUUGAGAGAUCUUUUCUCUCCUUCUACGGUUUCAAGCAUCCUCAGCAUUCAUAUCUCUCAGGUUAGCUCAGCAGAUAAAUGGUCUUGGGCGCCAUCUCCUUCUGGUCUUUUCUCUGUGAAAUCUGCCCGUGAAGUUUCUUUGACUCCAUCUAGCAGAAUUUCUCCUCUCUCUCCGGCAAUUUGGCAGGCUCUUUGGGGCCUCAAGCUUCAAGCUCGUUUGAAGCAUCUUCUUUGGAAGAUUGCUUGGGAUUUGCUUCCUUCAAGGGCUAAUAUUGGUAGGUUUGUUGUCUCUGAUGAUUCUAAUGCAUGGGUGUGCCCCUUCUGUAAAGGUCCUCUUGAGACCUUGACCCAUAUUUUCUUGGAGUGUAAUCUGGCUUGUUCUCUCUGGAGUAGCUCUUCAUGGCCAAAUGUGAUUUCUGCUUUUUCGUCCAAGCCUAUUCAGGAGUGGAUUAUUGCUGUUGUGUAUCCAGCUGAAAAGUUGGCUAUUCCUAGUGCUGAGGUUCGUCAUUUUCAGCUUUUUGCUGCUCUCUCCUUGGAUCUAAUUUGGUUGUCCAGAAAUAAAUUGGUUCAUGAGGCUCUCCUCCCUGAUCCGGCUAAGGUUACUCAGCAUCUUCACUCUAAUUUGGGUUUUCAUCUUUCGGCUUGGAAGAAGGCUUCUCUUCCUUCCUUGUGGAUUCCUCCUCUUGUGGGCUGUUUAAAGGGGAAUUUUGAUGUUGCCAUUAAAGGCAAUUUUGCUGUUGCUGCAGCAGUUAUUAGUGACUCUUCUGGGGAGAUUUUAGCUGCUGCCACCCUGAAACUCCACUCCUCAGAUGCCCUUUUGGGAGAAGCCAUGGCUGCUCUUCUUGCUACUCGGCUGGCUAGGUCUUUUGGUUUCGAUGUUUUUACUCUUGAAGGUGAUGCUCUCCUGAGGUCUAUGAUUCAGUCCACGGUUGCUAUGUCCACGACUGAGGCGGAAUACAUGGCGGCGGCUGAGGUUGCAAAGGAAGCUUUGUGGCUUACAGGGUUAGUCAGGGAGUUGGGUAUUCAGCAAGGUGGAGUUCUGUUAUAUUGUGACAGUCAGUGUACCAUUUACUUGGCAAAGAACUAA